Pyricularia pennisetigena is the source of this 546-nucleotide messenger RNA. RefSeq lists its product as uncharacterized. The transcript has 2 exons. NCBI's taxonomy places the organism in Eukaryota, Fungi, Ascomycota, Sordariomycetes, Magnaporthales, Pyriculariaceae. The record is from RefSeq and is a predicted model, not a curated record. The coding region runs from base 1 to 546 and encodes 181 amino acids.
AUGUCGGAGACAAUCAUUCUCACUCCACUACCUUUAGCAACGGGGACACCACCGCCCGGAUGGGUGGAGGAGAAUGGUAGAUUCAUUCCCUUUUGGUACAGCAAAACCGGCGUCAUCGUGAAGUGGUCUUUGUUCCUGGGCAUAUUCGGCCUUCUCGGCCUGUACCUGGGCUUUGGCUAUAUGCACGCUAAGAGCCGCCUAAAGAAGGGCCUCUUGCCCAUAAAGGGAACGAGAUGGUUAUGUAGUCGAGCACAGCUGGCGAGGGUGGACCCCAAGUACUCGGUUGCCGCCCAGACCCAGGGUUACUACACGUACCGGCCGGAGCACUACAACAUGCAGCCCAGCAUGCCGCCUCCGCCCCCGAUGUACGACCCCAGCGCCCCGAGGCCCCCAAUGUACGAAGGUCCGCAGGGCGGCAGCAAAGUCGACCCGAGCCAGGCCGCUCCUCCAUACCCGGGCCAGCAGCAGCAGUCUGGCGUUACGCCUCCAGCGCCCGUUGCAACUAAUCUCACGGGAAGCAACAAUCCGUACCUUAACCGGACAUGA